AUGGAGAAAAUAUACCAACAAUUCCAGUUUGUCUUCAAUUUCAAAUUCCGAGAUUUAAACUCCUUUAACUGCAGAAUAAACCUGAAGGAACUGAUUCUGGAUCAGUAUCCUUACUUUGGGAAUAUCCUGAGAGAGGUCUGGAAGAACCCAGAGGGAUUGUUGUUUAUAUUCGAUGGUUUAGAUGAAGUCAAUGACAAAAUUGAUUUUUCUGAUAGUCGGAGAGACAGAGAACCUCAGUCCACAUGUACAGAUCCUGAAUUCAAGUGCAAGGUGUCGGACAUUGUGUACAGUUUAAUCCAGCACAAGCUGCUCCCAGGGUGUUCAGUGCUGGUGACCACCCGUCCCACUGCGUUACAUUUAUUGGAAAAGGCCAAGAUCAUUGUCUGGGCUGAAAUCCUUGGAUUUGUUGGUGAGGAACGGAAGGAAUAUUUCAUCAGACAUUUUGAAGAUCAGACGGUAGCGGAAGCUGUUUUCAAACAGGUGAAGGAGAAUGAGAUCCUGUACACCAUGAGCUACAGCCCCUCCUAUUGCUGGAUCCUCGCUCUGACACUGGGCCCCUUCUUCACACAAAGAGUCAGGGACCCGCAGCGAGUUCCCAAGACCAUCACCCAACUCUACUCCUACUAUAUUUACAACAUCCUGAAAAACCACGGCCGUGAGAUUGAGAACCCCCGUGAUGUAUUACUCAGGGUUGGUCAGAUGGCCUUCAGAGGAGUGUCCGAGAGGAAGAUUGUGUUUACAGAUGGAGAUUUGAUCAAGUACAAUCUGCAGCCUUCCCAGUUCCUGUCAGGGUUCCUGAUGGAGCUUUUGGAGAGAGAGAAUUCUGCCCGGAGCGUGGUGUACACAUUCCCACACCUCACCAUCCAAGAGUUUGUAGCUGCAGUCGCACAAUUCCUGAAUCCACAUCCCGGGGAUAUCCUGAUAUUCCUCACUGAAGCCCACAGCACGACAGAUGGGCGAUUUGAGGUAUUUCUCCGUUUCGUUGCUGGUCUCUCCUCCCCAAUGACAGCUCGGGGCCUGGAGGAGUUUCUGGGUCCAUUUCCUCAUCAAACAACCUGCCGGGUGAUUGACUGGGUGAAGGGGGAGAUUAAACGCCAGAUUGGAAACACGAGGAGUGAAGCUGGUAAAAGGAGCCUCCUGAACACAUUGCACUACCUAUUUGAGUCUCAGAAUCGUGGACUGGCUCAGGCCACACUGGGAUCUGUGAAAACUCUUUCAUUCAAUGGAAUGACAUUGACCCCGAUUGACUGCGCGGUCCUGUCUCAUGUCAUCGGACUCUGUGAUGAAAUAAAACACCUCGACCUUGAAUACUGCCACGUUCAGUAUGAAGGAAUCCAGCGGCUGGGACCUGGGCUGCAGAAGUGCCAGGAGUUGAAAGUUGGGCAGAAUGUCCUGGGAGAUUCAGGAGUGAAACUGGUGUCUGCGGCUCUGAGGAACCCGGAGUGUAAAUUACAGAAACUGUGGCUGAAGGGCGUCGGUCUCACAGAUUCUGGUGUCGAGGAUCUCGUCUCCGCUCUCAGUAAAAAACCAUCACUGACGGAGCUGGACCUGGGAUUAAACUCGCUGACAGAUGGAUCUGUCCCCGCUCUCCGACGCCUCAUACUGACCCUCCCGUGUCUGGAGCGGAUCGAGCUGGGGUGGAAUCAGUUCAGUGAGACCAGGGGGAAGGAACUGAGAUCUCUGCAGGUACCCAGACCCGGACUGACAGUGAUCCUGUGAACAUCUGAAUGUGUGAACAUCCCCGCCCGCGGGAUGGGGACAUUUUGGCCAAUUCGCACACUACCCUUUAACUGCCACCCUUAUCUUCAAUUGCCACACGCCAGGUGUAAUUCCCAACGGUAUUAACGGAACUCUCCAUUCUCCCGCAGUGACGUAUUUCCGCCUAUUGUCCGGCGGCGCAGUUUCCAACGGAUGUGCUGGUUAGGGACUCCCCACAUGAGACUCUGUGGAAUUACACAGACAGUAAGAAUCUGGGUUCCGGGGCUCAGUCUGGGACACCGGUGUCCCGGGGUGGAAUUAUCCCGGGAGAGGAUCCUAUAUCUCCCUUUGCUGAGGACGGUGCAUUCGGCAGUCUGGCCGAUAUAAUAAUGUUAACUUGACAAAUCCCUCGGCAGUGACCCUGGAUCUGCAGCGAUCCCGGACACGUCCCUGAAGUGUGAUUUUAUAAUCAUCGGUUCCCCGAUGCAGAGUGACGGUGAGAAACGCGACUGAUUAUUCAACCGGUCACUCCUUGUCGCCGGUCAGUUAAUUUUGUGUGACUGAGUGAGUCGGGAGCAGGUUAUUUAUUCCCGCAUGUCAGCAGUUCACACAUUCUUUAAUUUACAUUUCAUGAUGAAAUCAAUAAACCGCUGUAACUUCCUGUCCUGGUGCCGGACUCGAGUUUUAUUUGAGGUUUCUGCUGCCCCCCGCACCCUGUGCACUGCAACAGUGGUUCGGAGCAACUCACACUGACACAGUAGCGUCUCAGCUCCAGGCUGAGGGAGGUCGGACUGGAAGAGUCUGGUGCCCAGGAUCUAAUCUCCAUGCUACCCCCACCGUGGCUAACUGCCCCCAAAGAGAGUUAAAAACAUCGACUAACGUCAGACCUGAUUUCAAUUAGGUCCCAAAUAUGUGAUGGGGGAUGGUAUACCGGCAUUGAGCACGGGGU
Molecule: messenger RNA, 2647 nt
Organism: Hypanus sabinus (Atlantic stingray)
Lineage: Eukaryota; Metazoa; Chordata; Chondrichthyes; Myliobatiformes; Dasyatidae
Product: NACHT, LRR and PYD domains-containing protein 3-like
Exons: 4
Coding region: 1-1719 (572 amino acids)
Cellular component (GO): cytoplasm
Molecular function (GO): protein binding
Source: RefSeq, a predicted model, not a curated record